Messenger RNA from Ahaetulla prasina, 4675 nucleotides. It is a transcript of the gene ELAPOR1, whose product is annotated as endosome-lysosome associated apoptosis and autophagy regulator 1. The transcript is spliced from 22 exons. The record is from RefSeq and is a predicted model, not a curated record. NCBI's taxonomy places the organism in Eukaryota, Metazoa, Chordata, Lepidosauria, Squamata, Colubridae. Bases 53 to 3106 code for a protein of 1017 amino acids. Gene Ontology annotation, biological process: positive regulation of vacuole organization; autophagosome assembly. Gene Ontology annotation, cellular component: late endosome; trans-Golgi network; extracellular exosome.
UGCCCGAGGCGCAGCGCGACUACCGGCUCCUCGCUGUUUCUGCUGCGCCACGAUGGCUGGGGCUGGCAGGCUCCAUCCCGCUGAGGGGAUAACCAGCUGCUGCUGCUGCUGCCACCCUGUUGGGAUCGGCUGGAGGCGCCUGCCGCUCCUUCUGCUCUGCCUGUUGUUGCUGCUUUGGGCGGGCGCCGCUACCCAGGGGGAGAAUCUCCACGCCUGCAAAGAGUCUGAAUACCAUUAUGAAUACACAGCAUGUAACAGCCUGGGCUCCAGAUGGAGAGUUGCUGUGCCCCACACCCCAGGACUCUGCACUGGCCUGCCAGAUCCCAUCAAAGGCACAGAAUGCUCAUUUUCUUGCAAAGCAGGUGAAUUCUUGGAUAUGAAAGAUCAGUCUUGCAAACCAUGUGCAGAGGGCAGAUAUUCUCUUGGGACUGGUGUCAGGUUCGAUGAAUGGGAUGAGUUGCCCCAUGGGUUUGCCAGCAUAGCAACCAAUUUUGAAAUUGAUUACAACCUCUUGGAGUCCUUGGGAAACUGCACCAAAUCAACAUGGAUUCCUAAGGGAGAUUAUAUUGCCUCCAACACGGAUGAGUGCAUAGCUACUCUGAUGUACGCUGUUAACCUCAAGCAAUCUGGGACCGUCUCCUUUGACUACAUCUAUCCAGAUAGCAACAUUGUCUUUGAAUUCUUUGUUCAGAAUGACCAAUGUCAACCAACUGUGGAGGAGUCUCGAUGGAUGAGAACUACAGAGAGAGGUUGGGAAAAACACAGUGUGGAGCUAAGUCGAGGCAACAAUGUCUUGUACUGGAAAACAACAGCUUUCUCUGUUUGGUCCAAAACCCCCAAGCCUGUGUUGGUGAAAAACAUUGGGAUUACAGGUGUGGCUUAUACUUCUGAAUGCUUUCCUUGUAAAGCAGGCACCUAUACUGCCAAAUCUGGUUCUUCCUUCUGUCAGCAGUGCCCAGCAAAUUCUUUUUCUUCCAAAGGAGCUACUUCCUGCCAGCAGUGUGAGCCAGGAAAUUACUCAGAACCAGGUUCUUCUUCCUGUAAGACUCGCCCAGCCUGUACAGAUAAGGAUUAUUUUUAUACCCACACUACCUGUGAUACAAAUGGGGAGACACAGCUAAUGUAUAAAUGGGCUGAGCCUAAGAUUUGCAAUGAGGACCUCCCCAAGGCAGUGAAAUUACCUCCAUCGGGUGUAAAGAUGAUGUGCCCCCCUUGUAAUCCUGGUUUUUUUAAGACAAACGCCAGCACCUGUGAGCCUUGCCCAUAUGGAAAAUACUCAAAUGGGUCUGGUUGUACCAAUUGCCCGGUUGGCACCGAGCCUGCGCUAGGCUUUGAAUACAAAUGGUGGAACACACUGCCAGCUAAUAUGGAGACUACAGUCCUCAGUGGAAUCAGUUUCGAAUAUAAGAGAAUGGCAGGGUGGGAAGUGGCAGGUGACUAUAUCUACACAGCUGCAGGAGCUUCUGACAAUGAUUUCAUGAUUUUAACAUUGGUGAUUCCUGGCUUCAGUCCACCACAAUCAGUUAUGGAAGACACUGAAAAUAAGAAGGUAGCAGAAAUCACUUUUGUCUUUGAAACCAUCUGCAGUGUGAAUUGUGAACUUUAUUUUAUGGUGGGUAUGAAUUCUAGAACCAAUUCUCCUGUGGAAACCUGGUUUGGCUCCAAGGGAAAACAAUCCUAUACGUAUGUAGUUGAGAAGAAUGCUACCACAAGUUUCACGUGGGCCUUCCAGAGAACAGCAUACAACGAAGCGGGAAGAAAAUACACAAAUGAUGUUGCCAGAUUAUACUCCAUCAAUGUGACCAAUGUCAUAGAUGGUGUAGCAUCUUAUUGCCGGCAGUGUGCUUUGGAAACCUCUGGUUCAUCCUGUACUUCCUGCCCUCAUGGACACUACAUUGACAAAACAUCUGGUGGUUGUUCUCCAUGUCCAUCAAACACUUACCUGAAAGCUCACCAACCUUACGGCAAUCAAGCUUGUAUCCCUUGUGGUCCUGGCACAAAAAAUAACAAGAUACAUUCUCUGUGUUACAAUGACUGUCACUUCUCAAUCAGCAUGAAGGAUAGGACUCUGGAGUAUGACUUCUCCAAACUGGCUUACAGCACCUCCUUUUUAGGAGAGCCAAGCUUUACUUCAAAAGGUCUGAAGUACUUUCAUCACUUCAACAUCAGUCUAUGCGGAAAUUAUGGAAAGAAGACUGCUCUCUGCAUAGAUAAUGUCACAGAUAUUCAUCUUUUGGACAAAGACACUAAGUUCUCCAAGUCAACUUUAUCCUAUGUAUGCCAGUCCGUCAUGAUUUCUUCCGAAGUGAUGGGUUACAAAACCAUGGUCUCUUCUCAGCCUGUGAGCCUGGCAGAUACCUUUGUAGGAGUAACAACAAAAUCUACUCUGGACAACAUAACUUCUCAUGCUGAUUAUUUCUCUGCUGAAAAUGGGGACUUACCUGAUGUCAUAUUCUUUUAUAGAUCCAACGAUGUGACCCAGACAUGCCGUGAUGGAAGAGUAACUACCAUUAGGCUGAGAUGUGACCCCCUAAAAUUUCAGUCUGGAACUCUCUCUUUACCAAGCAAGUGUUCUGAUGGAACCUGUGAUGGAUGCACUUUCCAUUUCCUGUGGGAGUCAGUUGAAGCCUGUCCUCUCUGUUCUGCAGAAGAUUACCAUGCCAUCAUCAGUGCCUGCGUUGGAGGGAUACAGCGAACCACCUAUGUAUGGCGGAAGCCAAAGCUAUGCGCUGGAGGUGUCCUGCUUCCAGAAGAAAAAGUCAGCAUCUGCAAGUCCAUGGACUUCUGGCUUAAGGUGGGCAUCUCAGCUGGGACCUGUGCUGCUGUCCUAUUGACCGUCAUGACUUGCUACUUCUGGAAGAAAAAUCAAAAGUUAGAGUAUAAAUACUCUAAGCUGGUUAUGAAUGCUAGUGCCAAGGACAGUGAACUGCCUGCAGCUGACAGUUGUGCCAUCAUGGAGGGGGAAGACGUGGAGGACGACCUGUUAUUCACAAGCAAGAAUUCUUUCUUUGGGAAAAUAAAGGCCUUCACUUCUAAAAGAACAUCUGAUGGUUUUGAUUCUGUGCCCUUGAAGACCUCUUCUGGCACCACCGACAUGGAUCUUUAGAAGUGGUUUGCCUCUCUCAUACCUUUCGUGGAGGAUGCUUUGGGAGUUCUCCUUGAUUAAUACUGGCACUUUGAUGAACUUGCCAUGUGGCCUUAUUGGAAUAUCUUUUAACUUCAGCUUCUUACUGUACCUUUUUAAGUCAAACAUUUUAACAUUUCUCCAAAAACAAACUGUGCCAAAUAUAAUUGUACUUUUAAAAUUAUGUGUAGAUGUAUAUUUGUAUGUUUAUUUGCAUACAUUGUGCCCUCUUUUGUGAUAAAGAAAAAAACCCCACAAAAAGUUGUUUUCCACAGUAAAGCUAGUGACAUUAUACACAUUUUCCAUGAAGAGCUAAUACACUGUAAAAUUGAUUUAGUCAUGUCACUCUAAGACAAACUGCUUAGUGUCUUAGGUCUUAGUGUUAAGAAUAAUGUGUAGAAUUGUACUUUAAAACUUUCCAUCUGCUUUUUGUAGCUUGCUACAAACAAUCCCUCCUAAGGAAGCUAGUAUAACAACAGUUACAUCAAACAAUUUGCUUCUCUAAAGAUUUUACUGUACUGUUAAGGACUCGUCAACAAAGCAGGCCUAUCUUUCCCUGUCUGGAUACCUGGCUAUUCUGCAGUUCUCUCUAUUUUCAGUUCUUUUAUUUUAAAACAAGGAAAAAAAUACCUGCAUUAACUUUUUCCAAGACUUGAAAACGCUGUUAUUUGCUUUGCUAAUGACCUUUCAGGAAAAUGCAUUGUGGUCAAGGACUUGUGCUGCUGGUGCACCUAACAUGACAGUAGCAUAUGUGAAGCUCCAUGGCCUAAAAGGUUUUCUGCCACAUCAAGCAACUAAAUCAGAUUAGGAUUCCAGAUUGCAUUUCUAAACUCUGGGAGUUGUAAAUAUUAUCAUUGACUGCAAUGAUAAAGAUAAACCUCUAGCAUAGCAAAUCAAAAUCAGGGUAUUAUAUAUUUGAAAAGUUCUGCAUCACAUCCAAGGUUAUUUUAAUAGCUUUUAGAAACAUGUUUCCAACUCUGAAUUCAGAUGCCCAUUUUAAACCCAUUCUCACUGUUUGUAGGGAACUAUUGAGUCUGUUUAAUAUUUCAGGCAAUUUUCCUGCCCUGAUUCCACCCAGAAAAGCUCAUCCUAUAGGACAAGUUCCUGCCACAUAAGACUCUCUUGAUUUUCUUGCUGUUUUCAGUGCCUUUUAAAUUUUAAAGAGCUUCUCCAAUCUGGCACGCUUCGAAGAUAUUGGCUGACUGGGGAUAAUGGGGUUGUAGUUUGACAUAGCUGGAAGUCAUCGGAUCAUAGAAGCUGCCUUAAACUAAGUACUGUAUGAAUUAUUUUGAAUGAAUACUUAAGGACCACAAAGGGCAAUGUAGGAGACCUGAAAACAAGGCUGCCUGAUAUGAGUUUCAGUGUUUGUUAAAUGACUCAUGAGUGUUAACACAGUGAAAAUGAUCCAAAAUAACAUGAAUAUUUUGAGUUCAGAAGUUCUGCUGAGAUUUUAUCUUGAUAUUAUUCUCUUUCAGAAUUUUUCAGAGCAACUAGCUAGAGAUUAUGUCCUCCAUUACACUUGGAAAGGACUAACAAUUUGGGCUUUGGGAU